UCUAGAUCUAGAUCUAGGCCAAAUUCUUAUUUGAACGUGAAAUGACGAAUGUUACUUCUCUAUGCUCUAGUUUUCCUAAUGAUCCUGAUAAGUGCGAUGUGAUUAUUUCUUUAAGAAAAACAUCAGGAGCUUUGUCUUUCAUAGGAUGUUUGUUCAUGAUAUGCAUCAUCUGGAUUUUCAAGAGAUAUGUUGUCUUUGCUCAGCGCUUGAUCCUGUAUCUAAGUAUAGCCGCAAUGCUGGACAGUAUAGGCUAUCUUAUGAGUGCAGACAUUGAAGAUGGCCCAGUAUGUAAUUUUCAAGGAUGGUGGCUAACUUUUUUUGAUUGGGUGGUUUUGCUGAGUGUUUCCUGCAUUACUUUUAAUUUAUUCAUGAAUGCAGUCAAACAAAUUUCAACAGAGAAAUUUGAAUGGCUGUACCUGGCUGUUUGUGUGCUGGUGCCACUUCUGAUUUCCUGUUUACCUUUUGCUGGUGACCACUAUGGACCUGCUGGAGCCUGGUGUUGGAUUGUAGAGGAUUUUGCUUGGAGAGUUGGUGUCUGGUAUGGGCCACUUUUCAUCAUCAUUCUGUGUAUGAUGUUUGCUUAUGGCUACAUCAUCUUCAGCCUCAGACAAAAGGCAUCCAAUUGGGAGGGGACAUAUGACCCAGACACAGAAAGGCAACAUCACUUGCUGAAAGAAGAUAUCAAACCACUAAGAGUCUACCCAUUUAUUUAUUUGGCUGUUUCACUUUUCCCUUUAAUUAACAGAGUCCAGAAUGCCAUAGAACCAGACUACCAUAUAUUUGUUUUGGUUUUACUCUCUUCAAUAUUUUCCCCACUUCAUGGAGCUCUGAAUGCCAUUGCAUUUGGCGUAGAUAAAGACACACUGUCAAAACUGCGACCAAGUGAAAUCAAGCUUGCUCUACUAAAUCGGAAGUCUCGGCAAAAGGUUCGAGAGUAUCCGUAUUCUUACGCCACCUUCAACAUAGACAACGAGGCCCCACUCUCUGAAGAAGAACUGGCAGGUCAAGGAGAAGAUAAUCCAAGUAGACCAAUUCUUCAUAGAUAGCAUUAGCUCCCCUGGAUAUUCCAUCUACUUUGUUGUUCCUGUAAAAGAAAAACAUUCACAAUUGUUGAUGAAGGAAACAAAACAGUGAGGCAUCAAGAGCUGUAUCAAAAUAGUUUAGUCUAGUAUUCUGACAGUGGCAUGUAGAAAGUAGUCCUGUGUUUUGUUUGAAAAGGUCAGUGACCUCAGACAUGUGCUAUUAAAAAAAAGUGAGUAGCCAUUGAAAUGAAACUUUAGGGUUUUUAUUUUGUUGUAAGAGAAAUACAGGCUGUGAUUUUGUUGUGUAAUUGAAGAACACACUUUUUGUAGAGUUCAUACAGAGAUGGUGAUUUUUUUUUAGUUCAAGAUCUGUUGAUGAUAAUUGAUAGAACCUAAAUUGUAUGGUUGAUUGAUCAGAUUAUAAGAAUGUGGUUAAAUGAGAUUUUUGUCUUGGUGUCACGCUGUUCUCA
This is a messenger RNA of Physella acuta, 1492 nucleotides long. RefSeq lists its product as uncharacterized. Gene Ontology annotation, biological process: adenylate cyclase-activating G protein-coupled receptor signaling pathway. Lineage: Eukaryota; Metazoa; Mollusca; Gastropoda; Physidae. The record is from RefSeq and is a predicted model, not a curated record. Gene Ontology annotation, molecular function: G protein-coupled receptor activity. Gene Ontology annotation, cellular component: plasma membrane.